Messenger RNA from Salvelinus fontinalis (brook trout), 3351 nucleotides. It is a transcript of the gene bcap31, whose product is annotated as B cell receptor associated protein 31. Lineage: Eukaryota; Metazoa; Chordata; Actinopteri; Salmoniformes; Salmonidae. Gene Ontology annotation, biological process: intracellular protein transport; endoplasmic reticulum to Golgi vesicle-mediated transport. The record is from RefSeq and is a predicted model, not a curated record. Gene Ontology annotation, cellular component: endoplasmic reticulum; endoplasmic reticulum membrane. Bases 285 to 1034 code for a protein of 249 amino acids. The transcript has 8 exons.
AGACAAAGAUGACCUACAUCAGUAUCUGGAAUGUAUCUCUGACUCAACUACACUAUAGUAUGAGGCAAUUUAACCUUUACCCCCGUCUCAUGAUGAGAUGAGCUGGCACCGGAAGUAGGAAGUAACUAGCUAGGAAGUCUUCAAGAAUGCAUUUUGCUAAUUAGCGCUCAAGCGAACUACGCGUCGUUUCUGUUUUGAAAUACCUCAGCGGUCGAGAUCCCUAUAGGAAGACCAGUCUCCGUGCAUCCAAUAAUUGAGGUGUUGUAGAAUCUUAUCUGAUCAACAUGAGUCUACAGUGGACGGCCGUGGCCACAUUCCUUUAUGCGGAGGUCUUCUUUGUGUUGCUUCUGUGUGUGCCCUUCAUCUCCCCUAAGAGAUGGAGUAAGAUCUUCAAAUCUCGUCUGGUUCAAACAAUCGCAUAUUAUGGAAACACCUCCUUCAUUGUAGCCAUUGCCAUUCUAGUUUUCUUACUAAUUGAUGCGUUCAGGGAGGUGCGAAAGUACAGUGUUACUGAGAAGGUGGACCUGACCAACAACCCAGUGGCUGUAGAUCACAUUCACAUGAAGCUGUUCAGGGCCCAGAGGAAUGAGUACAUUGCUGGCUUCGCCCUGCUCCUGUGUGUGUUGCUGAGGCGACUGGCAACCCUGCUCUCUCAGCAGGCCACUUUGAUGGCUUCCAACGAGGCCUUCAAGAAGCAAGCCGAGGGGGCCAGUGAUGCUGCCAAGAAGUACAUGCAGGAGAAUGAGGAACUGCAGGCGAAACUAAAGGAUGCCGGCGUCGCUGUCCCAGAAGUGGGCAAGAAGCCAUCUGGAGUUGGAGUGCAGGAGGAGAACAAGACGUUGAAGGCAGAGGUGCGCUCUCUGAAGGAUGAGCUGGAAGCCACAAAGAAAGUCCUCCUGAAGUCUGACGGUGACGUGAAGGCAAUGAAGAAGCAGGCUGAGAACCUGACUGUGGAGUAUGACCGCCUGCUCAAUGAACAUUCCAAGCUGCAGGCAAGCAGUGAUGCUCAAUCGCAGGGCAAAAAGUCCAACUGAUCGGGAGAGGAGUGUUGACGUGCUCGUACCAUCCGCCGUCAAUAACAGCCACCCACCACCACCACUGCUUUACACAGGAAGUCACUAGGUGCUGAAUGUGAGACCUGCUGGAGGAGGAUCUGGUUUAUCUGCCUUUAAAGCCUCGCUACUCUGUUGUGGCGCACAAUGGAUAGCAAUGUUUUUUUGUAUGGUUUGCCUCCAUUUGUGAAACCACCAUGUACUUUAUACCUGUACUUAGCCAUUUUCAUUCCAUUUGAAAUUAAAUGAACAAAUUGCACAUCUGAACAGAUGAUCCUCUGCCUCUUUGUAUUUGAGACGGCUAUGUCCCCUGUUGGUAGUCUGAUUUUACUACUUUAGUUGUUCAACCAAUGCAUCUAUUCUGAGGGGACCAGGUAAGUGGUCCAUGUCACAAAUAUUCAGAUAUCUGAAAGAAAAUGUAGUUGCGAGUCACCUUUUGGACUUACUGUAAGGUGUGGUUUAACUUCUUAUUCCAUGAAUGUCACUAUUCCUAUUUGUCAGUUCUUUGUUCUUGUUUCAAAUAUAAUCUGCGUGUUGCCUGUUACUCAGUAGGCCUGUGAGGCAGACCCUACUGUCAUUUAGGGCAUCAUAUUGUAUGGGUGGGAAUCUGCAUAUGCUCAUUUGAUGGAAAGCAGUUCAUUUUCACUCCAGUAAUUAGGCCCAUUUCAUACUUUUGGCUGAACAAAUCUGUGAUUUGGCAUAUCCUGUGUUCUCUGAAGCCCUUAUCCUCUUGCUUUGUUUGAAAAUUAAUAAGUUCCUUUUACCUCGUCUGACUGCACACUUCUGUAUCGGACAAGUGCCUCAGGCACAUGGUGUGACGAACUUGUCUCAGGCACAUGGUGAUUUGAACACUCAAAUCACUAAGCCUGCAUAACCUGAUAUGAGACGAGCUGUAUUGGAAUGUAGGGCUUCAUGGCGUCCUUCCAUUUGAAGUCAAUUUGCUUCUAAUCUCAUUGGUUGAGAGAGCAUUUAAAAACACGGUUGGUUGUCUUUCAAAUGUUAUUAGACACGAUGUAGUCUUUAAAUUCUGAUAUUUGAAAACAUGUUGGAAAUUUGUUUAUUAAACUUCUUUGCGAUCUCACACCCUGUCUGUUCUUUCCUGUUUUCCCACUUGCUGAUCAUAGAAUGGUCUAUUUGGAGUGCUUCACCUACUGAGAAAUGGCCAUUUUGAAUUUAAUUGGAGGGAAAUGUUAUAAACUGCAUAAGCUUUCCCUGCCUGUAGAUCCAAUUUGAGCAGUGAGGGCUGUAACUAAAUCUCCCAUUAAGCAGCAACCUAAAGAAUUGUGGAACUUGUCAGUUAUUAAAUAGUCAACUGGCCUUUCACCAGGUGACAGUGGAAUAUAUAUAUAUAUAUAUAUAUAUAUAUAUAUAUAGCCUGAUAACUUGCUGAAAUUAGUGCUUUGGGUCAUCUAAGGAAUUACAUCAUGAAUUGUUGCGCCAGGUAAAAAUAGGGACUUGUAGAAAGUCACUCAUGGCAACUCUGACCUUUAGGGCAGAUGGAAACCUGUCGGGGUCGUCUAGUGUUGUAUGAGAAAUUCUUAGUUUGUGGUGAUAUUAACGUGCUUAAGAACAGGCAUGAGUACACUAUUCCUCCAUGUUUAUAUGUAAUAUCAGUGUUUAGUUACCUUCGCUUAUAAUGCGUGAUUCACAAGGUUGCUGAGCAGGUCUAAUACUCGAGGUAAAGGUUCUAUGUAUUUGACGAUUCUUUUGCUUACGUCUAUUUUCUUGUGGGCGAGGGGUUUGUGUUGAUCAACUAUUUACAGUAGGUGGUAGAUGUCUGAUUUUACACGCCACUUGUGUUUUUCUCAUUACAUUGUCAGUUUUUUCCGUUUUUUUCCGUUUUUUUUUUUUUUUUUUUUUUGUCAGACACAGGUGAUUUUCAUUACUUAGUCCAAGGGCUAAUGAAAUUAAUUCUCAACAGAAAAGAUGAGUCUCACAGGUUUUGCAGAUAUUGUCCUUGCUGUAUAGUCAUUGACUCUUGACGUUAUUAAUUCUAUUAUAUAAUCUCAUUUGGUGGCCUUAAACGUGAUGUCAUUUAACUGACCUAUUUUUGCAUGCUGACUUUCUCACAAGAAAACUGCAUUUAUACACAUCGUAUGAUCUACUGUCAUUUCAAGAAAUGUUAGCUAAUUAUGCCACAAUGUUUUUCCGCUUAUCGUGGAGGGAAGGGUUUUGCUGUUUCAUUAUAACUAAAUGUUGUUUCUUGGAUUACAGCAUCUAUGUUUGCAGUCAACUACAUGUAUGAACAUGGUCAAUGCUGUUGGUGUGUAAUGCAAAAUAAAUGUAUUUCUCAACAAUG